CUCAACGACAUCCAUCGCUGCAUCCAUCCGCCAUUAUCAGAGAGGUUCCUGUGCCAAUUCGUGAAAGGAUCUUCAGCCAGCCGUGCAGCGUCAGAGAGCGACCUCGCCUGUUUCAGGAGAAACCAAUAGGCGUCAGUAUGGGCUUCACACAGUUCCAAAAAGAGUGUCUUGCCGAGCACAACAAGCUGCGAGCGAAGCACGGGGCGGCACCUCUCGCACUGUCCGCGGAACUCAACAAGCUGGCACAGGAGUGGGCCGAGAAGCUCGCCAAGACGGGCCAACUCAGCCACAGGCCGAAUAACAACUACGGCGAGUGCAUCUAUAACUGCUCGUCGUCCGAUCCUAAUUUUGACGUCUCAGGUGACAAAGCUACGCAGACCUGGUACAGCGAACUUCCAAAGUACAAGUGGUUUGGCAAAGAACCAAGCAUGCAGGAGAAAAGAGGAACAGGUCACUUCUCUCAGGUUGUGUGGGCGGCAAGCAAGGAGCUCGGUAUGGGAAAGGUGAAAAAGGGAAAUCAGAUCUUUGUCGUCGGUAAUUAUAAGCCUGCCGGAAACAUGGGCGGCCAGUACAUGGACAACGUCCGAAAGCCCACCGCUUGAGCGCCCUCUAGCGCGUAGAGCCAACAAGGGGGAUAAAAUUUCCUAUGAAUGAGCAGCGGCAACGCCAUUUCACGACGUCAAUAUAUGGUUAUACUCUGCAUUCCACACUGCCCGCACGCACGCGCUGUAUUGGCGAUACUCAGCAUGCUACUGUCUGUGGUCAGCACGCCCACACGCGAAGCAGAACGCAAACAUGUAACAUUGUAUCUGUAGCAAUCACGAACAUCGGAAAUAUCCUCGGGAUAAACAGAUAUCGAUUUUUAAUGAACUGACGUUCGUUCAUUCGCCGAUGGCUGCGCGGUUUCUGGAGCGCGUGCUCAACGAUGUACACAUUCCAAACGUAAUUGCAUUGAAACAUACAAGGAACGUGAUGCUACCUUCUACCGGGCGCAUGCGCGUCGGUCAAUGACGAAGGGCUGAGCACGAAAUUCUCAACAGCAGAACAAUAUCGGUGAUAUGACGUCGGCAGUAUCCUUACGGUAAUUAGCCGGUAGUUUUAACCAGAUACAUUCCCGCAGGAACGCAUCGGCGACGUUGCGUUCACCUGCGCCGUGGUGGCGCCGAUUCGCGCCGCUUCACUGUAACGCUGCGCACUGCAAUUUCGACAGUAAGCGUCCUCAGCGCCAUCUGUAGGCAAUUAAACGGGUUUUCCACGCAGUCGAUUUUCUUCUACCUCACGCGUGUAGUUUGCGAUGCCGGUAAACUGGAUUAUUCGUAGGGCUGGUACCUGCGAUGUGUCGCCCAUCGUUUCCUAGCACUCAUACCUCUCAGCAGCAUGCCAAAAGAUCAAGUAUAUUAUGCUAUCUAUAGAUCACCACUGCCUUAAUUAGUAUUCGAAAUUCAUUCGCAUAUAAUGCUAUUCGCUAUAAUGUUAUAUUUAGAUACAUCUAUAUACUAUAUUUCAAUUUGUUCACGUAUAUGUUAUCCAUUUACGUGUUAGGUAAGGAAUGCCUUUGCAUGCCUUUGGUGAUAAUGUUGGUACAGGGUAAUUUCUGUAGUCUGUAUAGAAAACGAGGCCGUACUUUGCUGCCACCUAUCGGGGGAAUCCGUGAUCGCUGAUAGACUAACAGAUUUAGCAGCAAGCCAUGAAUUUGGUGAGCGAGUAUUGUCCACGUGACUCUAUGACGCUGUUGAAUAAUAAUAGCUCAGCCUCGGGGUCUCACUGAUUGCCUUCACAGACUCGAACAGAGAGGAGCUUAAUUCUAUACUUGCAUUCACGACAGUAGGGUCUAAUCAGCGCAAACAGUUUACCCGGGUGGCAGACAAAUAAUUUGAAACCGUGAAUUCACUGUCGGUAAUUCAACGGGGGAUCCGGCCUAGAUGUGAUAAAGAGUGUAUACCUGGUCAUGUUAAGUGUAAUAUUCGACACGAAAUUAUGUGUAUUUUAUCUGUAGCGUCGUGCCAGUAUUGGAUAUGUGUUCAUCUAUACGUUCACCGUGUGCAAGUAUAUGUUAUUGUUUCUCCCCA
Priapulus caudatus is the source of this 2069-nucleotide messenger RNA. Its product is annotated as Golgi-associated plant pathogenesis-related protein 1-like. The coding region runs from base 138 to 602 and encodes 154 amino acids. NCBI's taxonomy places the organism in Eukaryota, Metazoa, Priapulida, Priapulimorpha, Priapulimorphida, Priapulidae. The record is from RefSeq and is a predicted model, not a curated record. Gene Ontology annotation, cellular component: extracellular region. The transcript has 4 exons.